AGCACAGCGGUGGGUGUUGCUGGCCCGUUGUAGCGCUUCCGUCCCCGCUUGUAACGCAGCCUUCCCCGCCCCUCCAGUCCCCGCAGCCAUGUUCAGCUGGGUGAGCAAGGACGCGCGGCGGCGCAAGGAGCCGGAGCUGUUCCGCACGGUCUCGGAUGGGCUGAAGCAGCUCUACGCCACCAAGCUGCUGCCCUUGGAGGAGUACUACCGCUUCCACGACUUCCACUCCCCGGCGCUGGAGCCGGCCGACUGGGAGAACAAGCCCAUGGUGCUGCUGGUGGGGCAAUACAGCACGGGCAAGACCACCUUCAUCCGGCACCUCAUCGAGCAGGACUUCCCGGGCAUGCGCAUCGGGCCCGAGCCCACCACCGACUCCUUCAUCGCCGUCAUGGGCGGCGAGACCGAGGGCGUCGUCCCUGGCAACGCCCUGGUGGUCGACCCGCGGCGGCCCUUCCGCAAGCUCAACUCCUUCGGCAACGCUUUUCUCAACAGGUUCAUGUGUGCCCAACUACCCAACCCUGUCCUGGAUAGCAUCAGUAUCAUUGACACACCUGGUAUCCUCUCGGGAGAGAAGCAACGCAUAAGCAGAGGCUAUGACUUUGCAGCGGUACUGGAGUGGUUCGCAGAGCGUGUGGACCGUAUUAUCCUCCUCUUCGAUGCUCACAAGCUGGACAUCUCCGAUGAGUUUUCAGAGGUGAUCAAGGCCCUGAAGAACCAUGAGGACAAGAUCCGUGUGGUGCUGAACAAAGCAGACCAGAUUGAGACACAACAGCUGAUGCGGGUCUAUGGUGCCCUCAUGUGGUCACUGGGGAAGAUCAUAAACACCCCAGAGGUGGUGCGGGUCUACAUUGGCUCCUUCUGGUCCCAGCCACUCCUCAUCCCUGAGAACAGGAAGCUCUUUGAAGCGGAAGAGCAGGAUCUCUUCAAAGAUAUCCAGUCCCUGCCCAGGAAUGCUGCACUCCGCAAGCUCAAUGACCUCAUCAAGAGAGCCAGGCUCGCCAAGGUCCAUGCCUACAUAAUCAGCUCUCUGAAGAAGGAGAUGCCCAAUGUCUUUGGGAAGGAGAGCAGAAAGAAGGAGCUGGUGAACAACCUGGGCGAGAUCUACUUGAAGAUUGAGCGGGAGCAUCAGAUCUCACCUGGGGACUUCCCCAAUCUGCGCAAGAUGCAGGAGCUCCUGCUGAGCCAAGACUUCAGCAAGUUCCAGCUCCUGAAGCCAAAGCUGCUGGAUGCAGUGGACGACAUGCUGGCCAAUGACAUUGCCCGACUCAUGGUGAUGGUGCGGCAGGAAGAGUCUCAGAUGCCCACCCAGGCGGUGAAGGGGGGGGCCUUUGAGGGCACUAUGAAUGGGCCCUUUGGCCAUGGCUAUGGGGAGGGGGCUGGUGAGGGCAUUGAUGACAUUGAGUGGGUGGUAGGAAAGGACAAGCCCAGCUAUGAUGAGAUCUUCUACACCCUCUCACCUGUCAAUGGCAAGAUCACGGGUGCUAGUGCCAAGAAGGAGAUGGUGAAAUCCAAGUUGCCCAACACUGUCCUGGGCAAGAUCUGGAAACUGGCUGAUGUGGACAAAGAUGGAUUCUUAGAUGACGAGGAGUUUGCUCUGGCCAACCACUUGAUCAAGGUGAAGCUAGAAGGGCAUGAGCUGCCUGCAGAACUGCCCCCCCAUCUUGUGCCCCCCUCCAAACGCAGACACGAAUGACUCCCCAGCAUCCUUUAAAUGGGGGGGGAAUGGGCAGCCAGAUGCCUGGAUACCUCUAACUCUGCUAAAGAUCCACAACCCUUGAGAGCUGGGGGACAGUUUGAAUUUUGCUUUGAAAGGCACUGAACUUACACCUUCCAAAUGCUCCCAUCUAUGGGAGUGAUAAGACCUGAAUGAAACCCUCAUACAUGUUGUGUUGUGCACAAGAAUAUUUUUAAUAUAUUCAAGGCCACAUUUGUUCCCCUUCUGUCAUUUGGGGUGUUGCUCCAGGAGCUGCUAAUGCAACUGGUUUGUCUUCCUAAGGUGUUGAAUGAAUGGCUCCUUGUGGCAGGGCACCAUGGCUGAGCUGCAAACAUCAGUUCAAUCCCCCUGCCUGGGAGAACUGUUCACAAUGGAAUCCGCUUUACCCUUGUGCUGGGAUGGCACGUCUGUUUUCCCCAGCUGUCUGGUUUUGCUUCUGGGGGAGCAGGCACUGUAACUUCCCAUAGUGGUGAAGCAUUUCUAAUUCUCUUUAGAACGUGGUCCAAACACAUCAGUUCAGUUCUCAGCUGACUUUCCCCAAUGUACAGAGCAGUUUUUAUGCUAAUGACCCAGGUGGCUGGUUUUAAGAUAAAGUUGGGUAAUUUCUCCAGGGCUUCCUGAUCUCCCCAUACAGAAAUGUUCACAAGUAAAUGUGUUAAUUACUCUUAGCUCUAGCUACCAAAAAUGUAGACUAGUUAAAAUUGGAGAGGGGUUCUUAAAGGAACAUGGACAGACCUCUUUGGUGGGGGAACCCUGGUGCUGUUUGUUGUGCCUUUCACUCCUGGACUCCUCUUACAGAAGACAGCAAGUCAUACUUGCUUUGAAUCCCUCUGAGCCCUCACUUACUUUUAGACACCUCCUUUGCUGAUUUCUUGUCAAUUUCACAAUCCACAUCUCAGUUCUGGGAAGCCUGAAUUUCUCAAACAGGAAGAUAGUCUAUUCCAGAGGCUGCCUCUUCCUUAAAAUGCCACAGGUCUGAUACCUCACUGUCCCAAGCCUUGUCUCAUCAGUUGCUCCAGGGCAGACUAUUCCCUCUGGCUUUGCCCUAGUCUAAGUGAUGUGCAAGGUAUUGCCUAAUCUGAGCCUGUUAAUCCUCACCCUAUGUAACUGACACACUUUGCACUGCAUCACAUGGUCAGGUGUUCACUUCUAACUCUUUUCUGUCUAGAACAUUCAUCCUGAGAAGCCUUGGAAUUAAACAUGAGGUGGGGUAAAGACAGUUACUCUGGCAGCGUGCUCCAGUCUGAUGCUAGUGACUAUCACUAAACUCAGCCUGUCUUUGUCAACUAGAUCUGGAACUGUUAGCAAAGAACUUGUGGGGAAAGGGUGCCCAUCUUCCUGAUUCACUGCUGCACAGGCUGUGAUUGCAGUUCCUUAAGUUGCCUGAGUUUAUUGGCCUUCUCUGUCAACUUCAGGGCCCUGCCAGCAGCCCUCAAACAACUCAACUGCUUGCAAUUUUAACCAUUCUCUGUACCAACAUUGAUUGAGGACCUAGUCCAGAGACUGCAGCCUUUAGGGGCACCUACAGUUGGUGCACUGAAUCCUUCUGGGAUUGGGCACCCAAUUUAGGCUGUUCUCAAACCUUCAAGAGGCAGACCUUCCUGUGAAGCAGCGUUAGCACAGUGCUGGGAGAGGCCUAAAGGAUUUGCCACAGCAUCGUCCUGCCAGGCUGUGAGAUGGGGAUGGUUAAAGUGGAACACUCUAAGAGAUGUGCCUUAUUCUUGUGACUGGAGUGGAGGCAACAUGGUUAGGUGGUUUCUCUUAGUGCUUUCACAGGCAAGCAGCUAAAAAUGCUUUGCACAGGGUUCCCUAUCAGCUACUUAACAGCCUGGCUCUACUCAGUAUGUACUUGGUUUGUGGGCUGACUCCACUGAUGGGAAUCAAAAGCUUUUUGGUACCAGGUUGCCAGGGGAGGAGGAAGGGGGUCCAGUAUUUCUGGCUGAGUCCAUGUGACAGUCAAGAGACUAAAGCUCUGAUACUUCAGGUAACUGGCUAGAAUGUUCCCAGCUUCCUGGGCUUCUCCAUGUGGACUCCUGUGCCAAGGGAGUGUCCGACUUAAGGACUGUGCUCCAACAUCUAUUAACUAUGUAUAUUUUCCUCCUGUACAAUGAAGCGGUUCGCAUGGGGGGGCUUAGGGGAGGGCCUCCCCUCUUCUGAUGCACAGGCCUGGGGAAGUGCACUCUGUUUAAGCCUGUCUAAAUCUUUUUGAAACAUUAAAAUGCAUUGGCAAGUUCUGCA
Malaclemys terrapin pileata is the source of this 3952-nucleotide messenger RNA. RefSeq names its product EH domain containing 1 (gene EHD1). Gene Ontology annotation, biological process: clathrin-dependent synaptic vesicle endocytosis; endosomal transport. Gene Ontology annotation, cellular component: intracellular vesicle; clathrin-coated pit; plasma membrane. The record is from RefSeq and is a predicted model, not a curated record. The transcript is spliced from 5 exons. NCBI's taxonomy places the organism in Eukaryota, Metazoa, Chordata, Testudines, Emydidae. Bases 89 to 1693 code for a protein of 534 amino acids. Gene Ontology annotation, molecular function: molecular adaptor activity; protein binding; GTP binding.